AUGAGCCUACAUGACGUUGGCUAUCACAUCGCGUUACCCGAAGACGUUCAAGAUACGCAGACAUCGCCGCCGACUUUGACUCCCGCCCAGGUAUUCAGGAACGGCGGCAUCCAACGCCUGGAUGAGAACAGGCUACCCGACUUACUCAAUGUUUCCACCGACCUUGAUGAGGUGCUUCGUCUAGCCGCGAACCGUCCAAGCGGGCAGCCCCAGGGUGCGUGGGUCUACCGAGUGGCCACGGGGCCUCACAUGAUCAACCUGGCUUCCAACGUGUACGGCGGCCAGGGGCCGAGACAUUAUUGGACCGUUGGGGCCUUGCUCUGGUCGCAAAUUAUCGCCUUUGCUGUCACGACCGGGUCAGAUAGCGCGGAGGACCUGGUGUGGCAGUCCAACCACGAAUAUGACAGGGCUUGGGAGGCAUUCGGAGCCAGCCCGUGGCAGCCGCUGUUUGGAGCUCUUGGGCAGGACAGAAGGGCGCAGGCGAGGGCAUUCUAUGAGUUUGCCAGCGAUGACACCGACCCUUACGGCGAGUUUCUUGACGAACUGACGACUGACGCGAACCCAAUGCUUGAUAUCGAAUCGCGUCUUGUUCUUCGCGCACUGCUCGACUGGGACCGGGCCCAGUUCCCCGACCGCAACUUUCCCUUGGCUAGCGUCCAGCGUCCCCUUACAACCAUCACAAUGUCGGCGCUGGGGAUAGAUUGGAGUGGAUGGGACAUCCCGCUGCGCACCCGGCUGAUCAUGCAGGGGGGACUCCCGGGCGAACGCCAGAUCGGCGAGGUUCUCAGAUUCAUCGCGGGCUCGCAGUACUCGGGCGCCAGGGUCCAGUCAAGGAUGGACGGCGCCGAAAGCGCAGGCAAGUGA
Molecule: messenger RNA, 864 nt
Organism: Purpureocillium lilacinum
Lineage: Eukaryota; Fungi; Ascomycota; Sordariomycetes; Hypocreales; Ophiocordycipitaceae
Source: RefSeq, a predicted model, not a curated record